AUGGCUCUGCUGCAAGGCAAAGUUGCGGCCAUCACAGGUGCAGUCACCGGCAUUGGAAGAGCCAUAGCUAUCGACUAUCUUAGACACGGCGCGAGCGUAGCUGUCAACUACUUUCCGGACGAGAGAUCGGCACAGCAAUUUGAAGACCUGCGACAAGAGGUUGGCGAAGAUGCAAAGUUGAUCGGAGUUCCUGGAGACAUUACGAAACCUGAGUCCGGUCAAGAAUUGGUGAAAAGAGCAGUUGACGAGUUUGGUGGAAGGUUGGAUAUCUUCUGCUCAAAUGCUGGUAUAUGCCAAUUCGCAGACUUCUUGACAAUGUCGCCCGGCCUUGUAAAUCAAACAAUAUCCACAAACCUCAAUGGUGCCUUUUUCGCUGUCCAAGCUGCCGCUCAACAAAUGUCUAGACAGACACCACAGGGAGGUAGCAUAAUCGGCAUCUCUUCGAUCUCGGCGUUGGUAGGCGGCGCCGGUCAAACUCACUACACUCCCACAAAGGCAGGCGUGCUAUCGCUCAUGCAGUCCACUGCCUGCGCUCUGGGCCAGUACGGCAUUCGAUGCAAUGCCUUAUUGCCAGGUACAAUUCGCACACAGCUGAACGAUGAAGACCUCGCGGGAGACGAGAAGCGAAAGUACAUGGAAGGGCGGAUACCGUUGGGCCGGCUGGGUCAACCAAAAGACCUCGCAGGACCAGCAGUAUUCCUUGCGAGCGAUUUGAGCGAGUAUGUGACCGGGGCGCAGCUAUUGGUUGACGGCGGAUUGUUCGUAAAUCUGCAGUAG
This is a messenger RNA of Zymoseptoria tritici IPO323, 777 nucleotides long. RefSeq lists its product as uncharacterized. The record is from RefSeq and is a predicted model, not a curated record. The transcript has 2 exons. NCBI's taxonomy places the organism in Eukaryota, Fungi, Ascomycota, Dothideomycetes, Mycosphaerellales, Mycosphaerellaceae. Bases 1 to 777 code for a protein of 258 amino acids. Gene Ontology annotation, molecular function: oxidoreductase activity, acting on the CH-OH group of donors, NAD or NADP as acceptor.